Messenger RNA from Teleopsis dalmanni, 5892 nucleotides. RefSeq lists its product as uncharacterized. Gene Ontology annotation, cellular component: nucleus. Lineage: Eukaryota; Metazoa; Arthropoda; Insecta; Diptera; Diopsidae. The record is from RefSeq and is a predicted model, not a curated record. Bases 550 to 4725 code for a protein of 1391 amino acids. The transcript is spliced from 8 exons.
UGUUGCUCGUUUGUGGUAAGAUGGUGUUGUGUUAAAAAGAGGAAAAUAUUCAAACAACGCAUAAGAUGUGUUAUCGUCUUUUUGUUUUUUUUUUUGCUCGUAGUAAAAUACAUUUAAAGCAAAUUUGCAAUUUCGGCAUGUAGUUUAAAACAAAGUUUAAAGUUGUGGGUUAUAAACUGCUAAAUUGUGAUGCUCGAUGUUUGCGGCAAGAAAAUCAAAAACAAUCGUAUUGUGCAGAUUGACGCGCAGCUGCACCCAACAAAUUUCGAAAAUAUAUUUGAUAUAAACUAUUUUAAAAUACAAAUAUAAAAAUAAAUGUUUUCAGUGAAAUAUUAUUUGAAAGCACGUACAUAAAUAAAGAUCUCGUUACCGGUCCUUAUUUCAAUAAUAAGGCGGUGUUUUUGAAGAGAAAUGAAAAUAUCGGUAAAAUCUGAUUUGGCGCAAAUAUACCAAGAGCUAAUCGAUUUAUUUUCACUUGAAUAUAUAUAUAUAUAUAUGUAUAUAUAAUCGUUUUAAUUUUCAUGUGAAUGAAGUAAGUAGACUACAAUUAUGGAUUCGUUAUCAUCUAGAACAGAAUCACCGAAACAGGAAGGAACUUAUUUGAUUAAUGUUGAAGUAGACAGUGAGUGCGGUUAUAAAGAUGAGGUGUGUAAAACAUUGCCAUCGAAAAAUGUACAUAAAGUAGAAAUAGGUAUGAAUACAGUUGAAGACUUAACUGGUACCAGUAUAACAAGUGGUGCAGGCCAAUGUGAAACAGUAUUGAUAAGAGACUUUGCGACGACCAUAGAAGGUAAUAAUAAACCAUAUGGCGAAGCCAAUAACGUUUCAAUUGAAUGUGAAAUUCAGAAACCAAUAUCAACACCGACUCAAGCAACAAUUCCAACACAAUCUUUAGUAAUACCACAAAGCAAUCCCAUAAUGUCGCACACAACUUCUGCAGAAUUCAUAGGUGUUUCUUUGAAUAGCCAAAGUGAUAAAGAUAAACAUCGAAAAAAGAAGAAAAAAGAAAAGGAUCGAGACAGAAACAGGGAUAAAGACAGGAGUCAUCAUCGGAGCAAAGAUAAAAAUAGAGAUCGUGAAAAGGAGCGAAGCAAAAACCGCGAUAUUACAAAGGAAUAUAUUAAAGAUAAAGAAUCAAGUUAUAGAAGCAGAAGUAAAGAAAAAUCAAAAAGACAUCGUAAGUCAAAAUGUCACGAUAGUGUCAGAGAUCAUAGUGAAAAUUUGAAACAUAGUUCAUCGGAUUCUCGUUCUGACAGUUCUGUUCAUUAUAAAAUAAAAGAAAAGAUAAUUGCUACCGUAUUAGCAUCAUCAGAAUAUAAAAGACGAAAUGCUGAAAGCAGUCUUAGCAAUACAGACAAUCAGGGUACGAAUUAUAGUAGUAAAACUACUAAUGAUGAUAAUGUGCGUCAACAAUUAUUAACCAAAGUUAAAGAAGAAGACACUAUUAAAUUGUUGAUAAAACAAGAAAAUUGUCCAAAAACUGAUCCCUAUACUGUCAAUAAAAAUACGGUGGAGCAUUCCUGUGCAGAAAUAAGUAACAAUAAAAAAGAAAUAGAUCCAAAUGUGGAAUUUCUAUUACCAAAAACACCUAAAAUUAAAUGUGAGGAAAUUGUUUUAAACGGUAGUAGUUCUAAACAAAGCAAUAAUAAAAUUAAUACUGCAAAUAUCACUGAUAACUACUCUAAAGCAGUUUCUUACACAGAAGAAAUAAAAUUAGAAGUGAACGUUAAAACACGUAAUGAUGUUACACGACAAUUAAACUUUAGUAAUAGUAUAAGUACUAAAGAGAAGCGAUCAUCUCCUUCUAAAACUAUCACAUCUACAAGUUCUGUUAUAAAAGAGAAUAAUAUAUCAACUACAGUCUCUACGGGAUCAAAAACAUUAAGUUCUUCGAACAACUACCAUCAUUCCUCAUCUUCGAGUUCAACUUCGACAAGCCGAAAAUCUUCUUCAGUAAGCAGCAGCCAUCACAGAUCAUCUAAUUUAUCAUCGUCAAAGCACUCGUCUCAUAAACGAGAAUGUUCAAGAUGUCAUAAACGUUCGAAAAUUCGUCGUAACAAUGUUGGUACUCAAUCCGUGCAACAAAUGCCUAUAGCGCAGAAUUUCCAAAAAGGUCGAGAUGCUAAUCGUUCAACAAACGGACUUGAACAUCUUAAAUAUGGGCGCUUUUUUCAAAUUGAAGUUCAUCCCAAUGGUGGGGCUUCUGUUGUCCAUAUGUACCAAGAUGAAAUUCAGGAUCUAACACCUGAGGAAACAGAUGAAUUAGUUAAUGAAUUUUUUAGUGUUUGUUUUGCGGAAGAUGAGAAUGGUUAUGCACAUCAUGUUAUGGGUAUAGUGCACGAUUCGGCCAGAUAUUUGCCAGAUUUAUUAGGACAUCUUGCCGAAAAUUAUUCAACAUUAACGGUGAAAGCUGGUGUACUGGGUAGAAAUUCUGAUAUUGAAACGUGUACAAUGGCUCAAUACAAUGACCAGGUUGUCAGAAAUUAUUCCCAAGGUACAUUUCGAUAUGGACCUUUACAUCAGAUAAGUUUAGUUGGUAAAGUGCAUGAAGAAGUUGGAGGCUACUUUCCUGAUUUAUUGGGUCGAAUUGAAUCAAAUCCAUUUCUUAGAAAGACCAUGCCUUGGGGUCCAUUUUCAAUUUUGCAAUCUGAUCCACGUCUUUCUAAUGACGGACCUAUACUAUGGAUUCGUGCUGGAGAACAAUUGGUACCCACUGCAGAAUUGAACAGUAAGACGCCACUUAAACGGCAACGCACUAGGAUUAAUGAACUGCGAAAUCUUCAAUAUUUACCAAGACUCUCUGAAGCAAGGGAAACUAUGAUUGAAGAUCGUACUAAAGCUCAUGCUGAUCAUGUUGGUCAUGGACAUGAACGAAUCACUACUGCUGCUGUUGGUAUAUUGAAAGCUAUACAUUGUAAUCAAUCUUAUACGCAAAAUCGUAUAACAAAGGAUGUAGUUGCCUUUGCUGCUCAGGAUUUUAAUUAUUUAGUUGGAACCUUGCAAUUAGAUUUACAUGAACCGCCCAUAUCACAAUGUGUUCAGUGGAUUGAAGAUGCUAAAUUGAAUCAGUUGAGGCGUGAAGGUAUACGUUAUGCUCGUAUACAGUUGUCAGACAAUGAUAUUUAUUUUUUGCCACGUAAUAUCAUACAUCAGUUUAGAACAGUAACGGCUGUGACUAGUGUUGCAUGGCACUUACGUCUUCGACAGUAUUACCCCGGUCAGGAAGUUAUCAAUGAAAAGAAUAACCCUGUGCUUGCUGAGCCCCCGCAUUACAAAGAAAAGCAAACAAUACUACCAAAUCCAAUAACAAAUGAAGAUGGAACCAAAAAAACACCAUGUAAGCGUUCACAUGAUGGCAAGACAAAGAAAAUUGAUCUUAAGAAGAUUGCGGAUCCAGAGAUCUGUUAUAGUAGCAACAGUAGCAGAGAUAGACAAUCCAGUGAGAGUGGAACUGAAGAUGCAAACUCAAAAGAUGGGAACGAGUCCCCAUCAUUGAAUGUAUCUAAAAAGAAACACCAUAAGCAUCAAGAUAAUAGUACUAAAAUUGAUAUGCGUAAAUUAGUAUUAGAGCAUACAGCAAAUAAGGAUUUGCAGCCACUUCGUGAAAUGAGUUCAUCUAUGUCAACGACAACAUCAACAUUUACCAAUAUGGCAUAUAAAAAAAUAACAAAUCAUCCGAGUGAAAUUCUUGAAAAUAGUGAAAAAACCGAAGCUAACAAUAUAGGAUCGCAGCAUUUAAUUCAAAAUCGUCAGCAUAAUGCAAUAAAAUCAGAGCGCCGCAAAUCCAACACUAGCAGUAGUCAAAGUAAAGUAUCUAAUUUAAACAGUAACAAGAAUUUGUCCGCACCUGUUGAAUCCAGUACAAUUUCGUACAAAAAACACGCACACAUUCAUUCACAUUCACAUUCUAUAACCCAGCAGCAGUUCACUUCUAUACAAACGCCAACAAAAAUUCCGCGAUUACCAGAUCCAAUUGUCCCUGCGUUACCAUUGCCAUUAGUACCGCAGACACCAUUUGCGCAUAGAGAGGCUUAUGUUAAUAGUCUUAAUCAAAAAGAACCCGAGAUAAAAAUUCAAGUACAAAUAGUAUCUGAUGAACCGACACCACCAUUAACCACAGUUCCACCACCAUCAUUAACUACAGUACAACCAUCGUUUGCAACAACUGUAACAGGUGCACGUUUAGACGUAUUAUCGGACAGCCAAAAUAUAAGACAAUGUGAAAGAACGGAAACAAAUAAUAUAGAAUUGAGUGAUUUCCCUAUUAUUGAGGAGACUUUCACAUUAAUUGAUAACGCAGAGUCCGUUAUAUGUCAAUCACAAAUUGAUGUAGAUCACGAAGAGGAAAUAACAGUUGCCGAAACAAUAGAAAUCGAAGCUGCACCAAUGACAGCAGCUACUAUUUUGUUACCAGCCAUACAAACUCCACAUCCACAUCCACAUACACUAACGCAACAAAUUUCUGAUACAACACUCGUUGCAGAUUCCCAUAAAAACUCUACAACAACUUCUACUUUACCAACUUACAACCAAAAACAAAUCAAGAAAUCAACUGUACAACAACAAAGUCGAUUACAACAAACAAACAACAACAAGUCCACAUCAAUAGAUCUACUUAGCUCAAUAAUGGCAAGCAUGGACAGCAAUAAUUUGCCAAUUGCAUCUACAAGUUCCGCUAGUAGUAACCUACCACCAACACUGAGUUACUCAUCAUCAAUGCAUUAGAAUUACUUAUUAAGUAAAUAGUGUAAGCAUCUUAAGCCAUUUGGCGUCAUAUGUAAAUUUGUACAAACAUUUUUAUGCACUUUUAAUAUGAAUUCAGCUUCUAUAACAUAAAACCAAAAAAGGAAAAGAUACAUUAACAAACAUAGAGAAGUAGUAAAACAGGGGUUCAGUACGAAAAUAUUAAAGCUUCUAAAGCGAAUUUUCGAUAAAGGGUCGGGUCAAGUGUGUUCGUAUUAAAAAAACGUAUACCAGUGCCUAAAUAUUUUACAAAAACCAACUUCCAUUUUAAACAUAAAUUAAAUUUAAUAACAAUUAGAAAAUAUUCAAUUUAAGUAAUUUGUACAUUAAAGAGCAGUAUAAAUGCUUUAAUUUUAUACGUACAUUGCGCUGAGCAAUGCAGAUUUCACUGUCACUGUCACUGUCACUGUCACUGUUAAUGUCACUAUCAAUGUCAAUGCCAAUGUCAAUGUCAAUGUUGAUCAUGAGACAAUUAUUUCAAUCUUUUCAAAAAACUAAAGAAAAGGCGACAGACAAGCAGUCAAGUUGAUACAAUUAUUAAUAAUGGUUAUUUUCUGACAUACCUCAUUUACCAUUUUGUUAAACUUUGCCAUAUUGUCCCCUAUUGAAUGUUAGGAGCAAAUGAUAUUAGUUUAAAGUUCAUAUGCGCAUAUGGAUUUUCAAGAGAUUCCUACUUCUUCACUUCUUCAUUUGUAUAAAUAACAGACAAAAUGCCAUGAAUGACAGUAAAUAAUUUGCUAAAAUAUGCAGUGCAGUUAAUUUUAAAGUUUUUUUUUAUUAGAGCUUCAAAUAUUAUUCGACUUAUUCGAUGUUAACAGCAUUUCGAUACUUGAAUAUAUGCUCGGGCAUUUCGUUGAUAGAGUAUACGAGCUCUAAUCCAAUAUUUGCUGUUAUACGUUUUUGUAUAAAACAAAACAAAACAAAAUUAAUAUGAAACGUGGAGCAGAAUUCCUUCCUGUUUGAGCAGCUAAAAAAUGUUCUCAUUCAAAUAUAGUCGAUCUGCGCGUACAUCGUAAUGCUCAAACGCUUUGAAGCACUACUCCCAAUGUAAGUUUCUUAUCAUAAACAUUACAAAUCAGUAGUAUAAUGAACGCCCUCACUUAAUUUGUUAACCUAUUGGACUAAGUUUUAAAAUAUAUUUCAAACUCA